This is a messenger RNA of Cyclopterus lumpus (lumpfish), 1295 nucleotides long. RefSeq lists its product as uncharacterized. The transcript is spliced from 2 exons. The record is from RefSeq and is a predicted model, not a curated record. NCBI's taxonomy places the organism in Eukaryota, Metazoa, Chordata, Actinopteri, Perciformes, Cyclopteridae. The coding region runs from base 150 to 1211 and encodes 353 amino acids.
AGCGAGAGGUCCGCGCGACCUUUUACCAGCGCGUUCACAUCACUUGUACUUUUCUUUUUUUUGUAUUGUACAUCUCACAGGUUAUAUUAUACUAUGUUCAUAUCACAGGUUAUAUUGUACUAUGUUCAUAUCACAGGUUAUAUUAUACUAUGUACAUAUCACAGGUUAUAUUAUACUAUGUUCAUAUCACAGGUUAUAUUGUACUAUGUUCAUAUCACAGGUUAUAUUAUACUAUGUUCAUAUCACAGGUUAUAUUAUACUAUGUUCAUAUCACAGGUUAUAUUAUACUAUGUACAUAUCACAGGUUAUAUUAUACUAUGUUCAUAUCACAGGUUAUAUUGUACUAUGUUCAUAUCACAGGUUAUAUUAUACUAUGUUCAUAUCACAGGUUAUAUUGUACUAUGUACAUAUCACAGGUUAUAUUGUACUAUGUACAUAUCACAGGUUAUAUUGUACUAUGUUCAUAUCACAGGUUAUAUUGUACUAUGUACAUAUCACAGGUUAUAUUGUACUAUGUACAUAUCACGGGUUAUAUUGUACUAUGUUCAUCUCACAGGUUAUAUUGUACUAUGUACAUAUCACAGGUUAUAUUGUACUACGUACAUAUCAAGGGUUGUAUUAUACUAUGUUCAUAUCACAGGUUAUAUUGUACUAUGUUCAUAUCACAGGUUAUAUUAUACUAUGUUCAUAUCACAGGUUAUAUUGUACUAUGUACAUAUCAAGGGUUAUAUUAUACUAUGUUCAUAUCACAGGUUAUAUUGUACUAUGUACAUAUCACAGGUUAUAUUGUACUAUGUACAUAUCACAGGUUAUAUUGUACUAUGUUCAUAUCAAGGGUUAUAUUAUUAUAUGUACAUAUCACAGGUUAUAUUGUACUAUGUUCAUAUCACAGGUUAUAUUGUACUAUGUUCAUAUCACAGGUUAUAUUGUACUAUGUACAUAUCACAGGUUAUAUUGUACUAUGUUCAUAUCACAGGUUAUAUUGUACUAUGUACAUAUCACAGGUUAUAUUGUACUAUGUACAUAUCACGGGUUAUAUUGUACUAUGUUCAUCUCACAGGUUAUAUUGUACUAUGUACAUAUCACAGGUUAUAUUGUACUAUGUACAUAUCACAGGUUAUAUUGUACUAUGUUCAUAUCACAGGUUAUAUUGUACUAUUUUACUCCAGUACAUAAAUAUUGUACUCUUUACUUCACUAUCUCAGAAGUAAAUAUUGUACUCUUUACUGUACUACAUCUCAGAGGUACAUAUUGUACUUUUUACUGUACUACAUCUCAGAGGUACUUUUUACUGU